This is a messenger RNA of Eucalyptus grandis, 1474 nucleotides long. Its product is annotated as toll/interleukin-1 receptor-like protein. Gene Ontology annotation, biological process: signal transduction. The coding region runs from base 228 to 1088 and encodes 286 amino acids. The record is from RefSeq and is a predicted model, not a curated record. Lineage: Eukaryota; Viridiplantae; Streptophyta; Magnoliopsida; Myrtales; Myrtaceae. The transcript is spliced from 6 exons.
UCUUCUACAUUUCCAUUUCUAGUAUACAGAGGACGACAGCAGCAGCAACAGCUUGUGACUCUGUCUAUGGCGAUCCGAUGGGAAGCAGUGUUGGAAGCCUUAGAACUGAAACCACUAGUCCCUUCGCCUUCUUCCAUCUCCGAGGGACUGCCAUCAUCCCCGUCGAGCACAAGGCCCGGCCACUAUCUCCGUCGCAGGGUUGAAGUGGAGGAAUCAGCAUAUUCAGAAUGCUGGUUAUGGCAUCACCUCUUCCAUCAACUUGGUGUGGUCAGCUUAGGAAACCUGAAUUUUGUCAUGCUUCUCAGUCUUCGCGGCAACUAGAAGUUGUCUCUACCAAAAGAAAUACAACAAGGACUCUUCAUAGCACUGUAUCGAGGAAAGAAGGCAUGGUGGCUGCAGCCACUCAAUCCUCGGGAAGGGGUAGUAAAUUUGCUGUAAUUAAAUCCGUAUCGAAGGAGGUUUUUCCACAAUUGUCUUUCACUAUUGCUUUUCUCCCAAGCUAUGACCAAAUUCUGAAGUUUGCAAUUGAGAAGUUCAAAUCCAUCAUUGGGAUUCACGGUCAGCAUCCUCCUAGGAUUUUUGACGUAGUCAUUAGUUACAAACGAAAGGACACAGGCGAUUUCGUGAGCCAUCUUAAGGCUGCUCUUGAGCGGAGGGGGAUAAGAACAUUUGUUGAUUAUAUACUGGAUGAAGGAGAAGAGAUCCUGCCAGCAAUUGAAGCAGUGAUCAAGCAGUCAAAUAUUGCUGUCGUGGUUGUCUCUCAGCAUUUCCAUACCUCACCAUGGUGCCUUAAUGAGCUGGUGAAGAUCCUUGAUUGCCAAAAAAAGCAGGGUCUGAUUGUAUUUCCCAUUUUCUGGGGCAUUGAUGCAAGAGAGCUGCGAGAGCAAUCCAGUCCUUUUGUGGAGAAUAUUGGCCAAGGCGAAGAGGGUUUCGAGCAGGAGAAGCCACGCCGGGUCUGGAGGUGGAAAAAAGCUUUGCGAGCAUUGGGCAAGAUCAAUGGCUUUCCUGUUAGUGCCUGUUCAGAUAAAAAUGAAGCUGAAUUGGUCGAGGACCUUGCGGACAAAAUCUCAGCCAAGCUGACACGGUAGGUGUGAACGUUGCUUCCCAUCCAGCUGGUUACUCUCAAUCUGACUUUAUUUUGUCUUGAGCAAAUAUCAAAUACAAGAUAUGAUAAAUUUUAUCUUAUCAUAAAUUUUAUUCUAACUGCCAAACAUAGCCCUAGCGUAUAGUGCCACAGUUAUAAUUUCAAUAGAUGUGCAAUCUUCAUUUUUGGAUACUACAUAUAAGAUACAGAGCUUGUACUUGCCCCGACGCUCUCUCUAUCACUCUCACAUGAUGACAUAGUGGCCUUUGCCAUGGCUGCAAAGUCCUUGAUCGAGGUUGCUCAUUGUUGCCGUGUCCUCAGCAGAGGCCCCCACCAAGGUCACCAUGGAGAGAGAGAGAGAGAGAGAGAGAGAGAGAGAGAGAGAUGGCA